CUUUCCCAACAAACAAACAAACAAACAAACCAAUGAAACAAAGAAUCUAAAGUACACAAACAAAAAACACUUGCCACAUUUCCACCAUCACCAGGCAACAAAAUGCACUUUCAACCACCAACAACCACCACUUCCGCCACCACAACUACCAACAACAACAACACUUGCCGCAUCACUUUUUCAACACCAUUUAUCCUCCUUACAACCAUCAUAUUCUCACUUCUCCUUAUACUUUCCCUUUCCUUUUCCUCCCCCACCCCUCCCCCACCCCACCCCCACCCUUCCCUUUUCCCCACUUUCCACAACUACCCAAAUGACCAAAAUACCCCUUCCAUCGCUUACCUCAUUUCUGGAUCCUCAAAGGACUCUUCAAGAAUACUCCGUUUACUCUUCUCCAUUUACCAUCCAAGAAAUCAGUAUUUAAUUCAUCUUGAUAGAAAAGCUACUCCAAGAGAACGUGAUGAUCUGGCGCGUGCUGUACAAUCUGUGCCUGUUUUUAAGGCUGCCCAAAAUGUUAAUGUUGUCGGAAAAGCGGAUUUCAGGUAUUCAAUUGGGAGUUCUGGAUUGUCUGCCACACUACAUGGUGCUUCUAUUCUUUUGAGGAUUUCGAGUUCUUGGGAUUGGUUUGUUAAUCUAUCGGCUGAUGAUUAUCCACUUGUUACCCAAGAUGAUCUUCUACACAUUUUAUCAUAUCUACCCAAGGAUCUUAAUUUUGUCAACCACUCGAGCUACAUUGGUUGGAGAGAGUCAAAGAAAUUGAAACCAAUAGUUGUGGAUCCAGGGCUCUAUCUUGCAGAGGAAAGUGAAGUAUAUUAUGCCACUCAAAAACGGGAACUGCCAGAUGCUUAUCGAUUAUUCACAGGGUCAUCAUCUGCUAUUUUGAGUCGGAAGUUUACCGAGUUCUGCAUCUUAGGCUCGGAUAACCUCCCUAGAACUCUGCUAAUGUACUUGUCAAACUCACCAUCCUCGGAAUCCGUUUAUUUCCCGACCAUUUUGUGCAAUUCGCGAAAAUUCAAUGCGACGACAAUCAACCACAACAUGCAGUAUGCUUCUUUUAACUCCAGAUCACAAGCUCGCCGGCUCAACUCAAGUGACUUCAAUGACCUGGUGAUGAGUGGAGCAGCAUUUGCCUCGCCAUUUAAGGCAGACGAUCCGGUUCUUGAUAAGAUCGACCAUGAACUUCUCCACCGCAAUCGUGACGAACCAGUGCCAGGUGGAUGGUGUUUAGGUGACACCGAAACUAACAAAUGUUCCGUUUGGGGAGACGCUGAAAUCAUAAGACCAGGUUCAGGAGCAAAGAGGCUUGAAAAACAUUUUCUUGAGCUUUUCACUAAUGGAUCAUAUUUGUCUGAUCAAUGUCAAUAUGAGAAGAGCUCCUCCAGAUGAUAACAUAGCAAAAUAGACAGAAGAUAUGACACGAUUGAGCUACUCGUCGAACCACUUGAAAUCUGUAAUUUUAAUGUAAGCUAGUCAAUUCUUUCAUUGGAAGCCUAUUGUUGUACGUCUUUUUGAGAGUAAAAUUUAUAUAUUGAAUUGGGCAAGCCCUGUUGUGGAAUCAUCUCCCGCGAAUCCUUACACCUUAAUGAAAUCGUUUACAUUGCAA
This is a messenger RNA of Lycium ferocissimum, 1603 nucleotides long. RefSeq names its product beta-glucuronosyltransferase GlcAT14B-like. NCBI's taxonomy places the organism in Eukaryota, Viridiplantae, Streptophyta, Magnoliopsida, Solanales, Solanaceae. The transcript is spliced from 5 exons. Gene Ontology annotation, molecular function: glucuronosyltransferase activity. The record is from RefSeq and is a predicted model, not a curated record. Gene Ontology annotation, cellular component: membrane. Bases 103 to 1386 code for a protein of 427 amino acids.